Molecule: messenger RNA, 1433 nt
Organism: Selaginella moellendorffii
Lineage: Eukaryota; Viridiplantae; Streptophyta; Lycopodiopsida; Selaginellales; Selaginellaceae
Product: glutamine synthetase
Exons: 12
Coding region: 31-1359 (442 amino acids)
Molecular function (GO): glutamine synthetase activity
Source: RefSeq, a predicted model, not a curated record
UGGAGCACCGAGAAAGAGAGAGAGAGAGCGAUGGCGCCUGGAGCCGCGACUUCCGAGCUCGAGAGCUUCGCUCAAGAGAGAGGAGUGGAAAAUUUCCUGAUAAGUUUCGUGGACCUAUUAGGCGUGUCUCGAGCGAAGCUCGUUCCAAAGUCGGCAAUCCGCGAGAUGGAGAUCAAAGGAGCUGGGUUUGCUGGCUAUGCCGCACACUUUGACAUGAGUCCAGCAGAUCCCGACCUGUUUGCGGUGCCUGAUCCUCGAAGCGUGAUCCAACUUCCAUGGAAACCAGCAGUAGCUUGGGUGGCCAGCGAUUUGUACAUGAACGGCAAGCCCGUACAACAGGAUCCUCGCAGAGUCUUGCGAACUCAGGUUGAGAUUGCCGAGAGUAAACACUUGAGGAUGAAAACCGGGGUCGAAUGCGAGUUUUUCAUCCUGUCCGGAGGUAGCGAUGUUCAUCAGCUGUCGGACCGAUUGGAUAAGGCAGAGAAACCAGGCUACGAACAGAUUGCUCUCAUGAGACGGUACGACCUGAUCGCGGAAGUUCUUCACUACUUGGAAGUUCUUGGAUGGAAACCAUAUCAGGCUGAUCACGAGGAUGCAAAUGGUCAGUUUGAGAUUAACUGGGAGUAUGACGAUUGCAUCGCUACUGCUGAUAAGCACGUCUUCUUCAAGUUCAUGGUGAAAUCACUAGCUGAAAAAUAUGGUCUCAAGGCGACGUUUAUGCCCAAACCUUUUGUAAACCAAACUGGCAAUGGAACACAUUGCCAUGUCUCGGUCUGGGAUACUUCCGGCGAGCACAACGUUUUCCUUGACAAGCAAGACAAGCUUGGAUUGUCCACGACUGCUUAUGAGUUCCUCGGAGGAGUGCUCCAAAACACCAAGUCGAUCACUGCCAUUCUCAACCCCACCGUCAAUAGCUACAAGCGCAUCGAUGGAAGCACCACCCUUUCUGGCUCUUCAUGGGCUCCUUGCUCCAUCGCAUACACUGGAAACAAUCGUACUCACUUAAUACGCAUACCCGACGGUGGUCGAUUCGAGCUUCGUCUCGCAGAUGGAGCAGUCAAUCCAUAUCUUUUCCAAGCUGCCAUCUUGGCUUGUGGCCUUCACGGGCUUGAUCAUCACGUCCAUCCGGGACCAUCAGCCGAUUGGAACGGCCAUCUUCCGCCACCUGAAGGGAAGGCAGUGCAAAUUCUUCCCACCAGUCUAGCCGAAGCUCUGAAAGAAUUCUCUGCUUCUGCCACCUUGAGAAAGGCCCUUGGCGAAGAAUUUGUCACGAGCUACUCGAAGAUCCAGACUGAACGAUGGAGAUCCUUCACACAACACUUGAGCAAAUGGGAAAUCGAUAACACCAUUGACUGCUGAAACUCGAAACCUCGUUGCAAUGCAAAUGGCUACUUUGGGAUACGCCACCGGCUAUUCUCUCCCGAAGUUUUCCA